AUGCAAGUAUUUUCCUAAACAUCUACAAAUUAUCUCAGCGAUAAAUCUGAAACGUAAUCAAUCGGGAUAAGAACAUAGCUGGGAUUUCAUAAGGACUUAAGUCAUCUUGAGAUUUUCAAAAAUAUCAACGACAAGCUCAAAGAUCUGAACAGUUUCGUUGAAACAUUAAAGUUAGAGAGUCAAGAGGUAGACUUGGUGUAAUUACUCAAAUAAAAUUCCAACAAUGAUUCCAAUUCAUAAGGAACAGUGAAUAUAAAAAGAUAUAAGGAUGCAAUCUACAUUGGGCAACUAAAUCCAGAGUAAAAAAGACAUGGUUUUGGCGUUAUGCUCUAUACCAGUGGAAGGAGAUUUGAGGGUUAAUGGGAAAAUGAUCUCAGAUGUAUAAGAGGAUACGAGCGACAUUCAAAUGGUAAUAUUUACCAGGGUGAAUUCAGGGAAGGUAAAGCAAAUGGACAUGGGAUCUAGACGUGGGCAAAUGGAGAAAAAUAUGAUGGCCAAUGGGAGAUGGGAGCUAGGAGCGGAAAUGGAAUUUGGUCAGGCAUGGAAAAUAGCAACACUUAUAUCGGGAAAUGGAACAGAAAUAAAGCGGAAGGAUAUGGAACUUAUACUUGGCCAAAUGGUGAUAGAUAUGAUGGUGAAUGGUCAUAGAACAUGAAGAAUGGAAAAGGAGCAGACUUUUUCAACAAUGGCGAUACCUUUGUGGGAUACUACAAAGAUGGAAAACCUCAUGGCAAGGGGAUAUACACUUGGAUGAAUGGGAGUUAAUACGAUGGAGACUUUGUGGAUGGAUUAAAGCAUGGAGUCGGAGUAUGGAAGAAAAACAAGGAUGACAUAACAGGACACAGAUUUGAAGGUGAAUACUAAUAUGACAGGAAGCAUGGAUAUGGGGAGUUUUAUUGGUAAUCUGGAAAUAUUUAUAAGGGUAGUUACUAAAACGAUGAAAGAGACGGGUAUGGUGAAAUGUAUUUCACAGAUGGUACAACUUACAAGGGAGAUUGGACAAAGGGGCUACAAAAUGGAAAAGGAACUUUAAUCAAUCCUGAUAACACUUUUGUUGAAGGACACUUCCACAAUAAUAUUUUUUACGGAUAAAACAGUCCUGUCUCUUCUGCUCACUCAAUUAACUUUUAAUAAUCUCCGAAUCAGCAGCAGAGAUAGUUAAGAGCAUCACUAUCUUCAAACUUCUCCUAAGGAUCUUUGAUAAGCAGAGGGUCACUCCAAAAUAAGAAAUAAUAGCUAUAGGAUUAUGAUCAUUAAAGCGAAGACAUAUCCCCAUUCCAAAGUCCUCAUUUAAUACAAAAAGUUAAUCAAUCACAAGAUAGUGCCGAGAUAAUGAAAUUCAAAAAGUAACGAAUGCAAUCUCGAGAAAUUCAACGCAGUACAAAUUACAGUUCUAUAGAACCAAUAGAUGAGGAGAGCUUGCCAACAAUGAGAAAGAACAGGUCAGACGCUUAAUUGCCUAAAAUAUUAGUAAGAAAUGCAACCUAGUCAAGACUCUAAAGUUCAUAGAUAUUAGUAAACAAGCAGCAUUCUCUUUAAUAAUCCAAUCUCUAGUUUAACAACAACUUGCAAUCUUAAAAGUAAUCCUUUAUGACUCCUUAAGGAGCAAUGCUUCUAAAGAGCAGCUCAUCACUGCCUCAGUCAAUGACAGAGAUGUCCACUUAAUAUACAUAGAAAAGCUCCAAAUAUAUAGAUCAAUAACAGUAAGCCAUGCCUGGAUAUCAGAAUAAAUUUUACAGCGGUAAUUUGAAAAAUAUAGCCAAGAGAUGA
Messenger RNA from Stylonychia lemnae, 1770 nucleotides. The record is from the annotation of a GenBank genome assembly. Lineage: Eukaryota; Ciliophora; Spirotrichea; Sporadotrichida; Oxytrichidae.